This is a messenger RNA of Lymnaea stagnalis (great pond snail), 1013 nucleotides long. NCBI's taxonomy places the organism in Eukaryota, Metazoa, Mollusca, Gastropoda, Lymnaeidae. The record is from the annotation of a GenBank genome assembly.
CUUUCAUCCAAAUGGCCAAUAGGAUUUGUCAUAAAUAAAACCUGAAAUCUAAAUAUUCCUCUUGCCUGCCAAGACUUUUUAAAAAACUUACAUUUACUCCCAGGCUUCAAAUUUUAAUCAGGACUUUUAUCAAUACAAAUUCAUGCCUUGGCCACUCUACUAAAUUAAAGAGUAAUGGAGCAGGAAAUUGAUACGUUAGAGAUUGAAAAUUUACCAUGGUAUCAUCCAACAUUGAGCAGACAUACAGCGGAGAGCAUGUUGAUGCAGAAUGGAAUGGACGGCACAUACCUUCUGAGGCAAAGCUCUAAAGGCUCAGGGGAGUACGCAUUGUCCGUGAAGUGUGAGCAGGCGGUCAAGCACUUCAAUAUUGUGUGGACAGGUUUGGAUAUCAAAUUUGGCCAGUGCACCUUCCGAUCUGCAGCUGACUUUGUUGAGCAUUUCAAAAACAAACCGCUCCUUUGUGGUGAAUCAGGGCAGGUGGUCCUGUUGAAAAUUCCAUACCCGAGGGAUAUCAGCGAACCAGAUAUGUAUGAGUCUGUGACCUUGCAUGCCGAGUUUAGUACGGCAGAUGAUUCGCAGGUAAUAAGUGCAGAUUUUUCUGUCAACUCCAAGGAAGGUUUCCUGACAAAGAUGGGACGCCAUUUUAAAACAUGGAGGACUCGGUGGUUUGUGCUACAGCGCAAUGAGCUUAAGUACUAUAAGCAAAAGUUCAGCAAAAAUCCUAUACGUGUUUUAGAUCUCAAUGAGUGUAAGGGAUGCCGUCAAGAUUUCACACAAAAAGACAAAAGCUGUGUCAUUAGAUUGGAUAUGGGCUGGCGAGUUUUUUUGCUUUAUUCUGUUUCUGAGCAUGACAUGGAGGACUGGAUCAAAAGGAUCAACUGGCGCCUGAAGGCAAAUCAAACUCGAGGGAGCAUAAACUCUGGAAACUCUUAAAACGUGUAAAUAUUUGUUUUUUAUCAUAAUACAUAUAUAUUUAUAUAUAUUGUUGAUUAAGUUGUUUUUUUAUCGCUGAG